Messenger RNA from Hordeum vulgare subsp. vulgare (domesticated barley), 2063 nucleotides. Its product is annotated as probable cysteine desulfurase. The transcript is spliced from 4 exons. The record is from RefSeq and is a predicted model, not a curated record. NCBI's taxonomy places the organism in Eukaryota, Viridiplantae, Streptophyta, Magnoliopsida, Poales, Poaceae. Bases 39 to 1853 code for a protein of 604 amino acids.
CAUUUGCAUUUUGCAAGCAAGCAAGCAAAUUAGUUAGCAUGCCGUCCCUUCGAGCGGCCAUGGCGGACGGCGCCGAGCGCGUCGAGGCCACCACGAUCGGCAACGACAAGGAGACCCUGCUGAGCCUGCUCCGCGCCAAGUCAGAGCGGAGCGCCGACGCGGAGGAGAAGGUGGAGUGGGUGCGGUCGCAGAUGGUCGGCCGCGACGCCGAGUUCGACACGCCGUUCGGCCGCCGCGCCCUCGUCUACGCCGACCACACCGCCUCCGGCCGCGGCCUCCGCUACAUCGAGGACUACAUCCUCACACAAGUCCUCCCAUUCUACGGGAAUACGCACACGGAGGACAGCUACGUCGGGAGCAGGACAACGAAGAUGGUGAGGACGGCGGCGAGCUACAUCAAGCGCUGCAUGGGCGCCGGCGCCGACGACGCGCUGAUCUUCUGCGGGUCCGGCGCCACGGCGGCGGUGAAGCGGCUGCAGGAGGCGAUGGGGAUGGCCGCGCCGGCGGGGCCGCGUCUGCGGGCGCGGCUUCUCGCGCAGCUGCGCGCGGAGGAGCGGUGGGUUGUCUUCGUGGGACCCUACGAGCACCACUCCAACCUGCUGUCGUGGCGGCAGAGCCUGGCCGACAUCGUGGAGAUCGGCGCCGGCGACGACGGGCUCGUCGACCUCGCCGCGCUCCGGCGCGCGCUGGGCUCCCCCGAGUACGCGAAGCGGCCCAUGCUGGGGUCAUUCUCGGCGUGCAGCAACGUCACCGGCAUCGUCACCGAUACCCGAGCAAUCGCGCGCGUCCUGCACCAGCAUGGGGCUUUCGCCUGCUUCGACUUUGCCGCGAGCGGGCCCUACGUGGAGAUCGACAUGAGGUCGGGCGGCAUGGACGGCUACGACGCCGUGUUCCUCAGCCCGCACAAGUUCCCCGGCGGCCCCGGCGCGCCGGGCCUCCUGCUUAUGAACCGCUCCCUCUACCGCCUCGCCGCGCUGCCGCCCACGACGUGCGGCGGCGGCACGGUCGCAUACGUCAACGGCCGCAGCGAGGACGACACGGUGUACCUCGACGACGUGGAGGAGCGCGAGGACGCCGGCACGCCGCCCAUCACGCAGAAGGUGCGCGCGUCGCUCGCGUUCUGGGUCAAGGAGCACGUCGGCCUCGGCGCCAUCGCGCUCCGCGAGCGCGUCCACGCCGACGCCGCCAUGCGGUGGCUCCUGUCCAACCCCGCCGUCGAGGUGCUCGGCAGCGUCGAGGCGCGCCGCCUGCCGAUAUUCUCCUUCCUCGUCUACCCCGGCGGUGACACGGCGCCGGGGAGGCGGCUGCCCCUCCAUGGCCGGUUCGUCGCGAAGAUCAUGAACGAUCUGUUCGGGAUCCAGGCCAGGGGCGGCUGCGGCUGCGCGAGCCCGUACGGGCACGUCCUCCUCGGCGUCCACGACCAGCUCUCCCUACGCAUCCGCUCAGCCAUUCUUAAAGGCUAUCUCGGUGUGAAGCCGGGAUGGACGAGGGUGAGCUUCGCCUACUACAUGCCACCGGAGGAGUUCCGGUUCAUCCUCGCCGCCAUCGAUUUCGUCGCGGCGCACGGCCACCGGUUUCUGCCGCUCUACAAUUUCGACUGGGCCACGGGCAACUGGACCUUCCGGCGCCGCGCGGUCAAGCACCACCUCAUGAUGGAUGAGCUGCUGCAUGAUCUUGGCAGCUCUAACACGAAGACCAAGGGGAACAAGAGAGCUGUCGACGACAACGACAAGUUCGAGAGCUACCUGCAGUUUGCCACCAAGCUCGCGCUGUCACUGCCGGAGACGUGUGAUGACUAUGAGCAGCAGCUUCCCGAAGGAAUCGACCCUGACAUUAUACUUUUUAGGGCGUGAGACGUAUAAAUUUUCGUGAUUUCUAAAUGAGCUAUGAUGCAGAUAUGCCCAUUCACUUCGGAAAAUAUAUGUAACGAUUGUCGACUCAGCUAUCUCCGGCCAUUUGAUCAGUGUUGCGUACCUAGUUUUAUGUCCGUGGUAUGCGUAUGAAGAGUGCUAAAUUAAAAAUGAUAACAAUGUUAUGCAUAUAUGAUCCAACGGUUUUGCUAA